AUGAUUCCUCGCGUCAAUAUGCUCACACGUCUACUGAAGACUCCAACCAUACAGGAACGCGCUCAGACAAGCAUCACAGCUACUAUCACUUCCGCUACGGUCCAGAAGUUUAAGCAUACUGUAGAAGAGAACGAGAAACUCCGUGGUGAGAAUAAGGGUCUCUGUACCGACAUCGAAGACCUUCGCGGCGAGAACAAGGAUCUUUGUGUCGAGAACGAAAAUCUGCGCGUCAGAAACUACGAACUCAGCAGAGAGCUGGAAGACGCAUACAGAAAGCUCUGGGACCGCAAGAUCAACCACAAGUGA
Molecule: messenger RNA, 306 nt
Organism: Aureobasidium namibiae CBS 147.97
Lineage: Eukaryota; Fungi; Ascomycota; Dothideomycetes; Dothideales; Saccotheciaceae
Exons: 1
Coding region: 1-306 (101 amino acids)
Source: RefSeq, a predicted model, not a curated record